Exserohilum turcica Et28A is the source of this 1968-nucleotide messenger RNA. RefSeq lists its product as uncharacterized. Bases 1 to 1968 code for a protein of 655 amino acids. The record is from RefSeq and is a predicted model, not a curated record. The transcript has a single exon. NCBI's taxonomy places the organism in Eukaryota, Fungi, Ascomycota, Dothideomycetes, Pleosporales, Pleosporaceae.
AUGCCCUCCUCAUCCUCUACACGCUCCUCCUCUUUUGGCAGUUCCCAGCGCCCCUCGACUCCUGACUCGACAAGAUCCGCUGUCUCGCGCUCAAGCUCAUAUGCCAUUGCGCCCAGAUCAGAGUACCUUCGAAAUGCGCUCCAGGCACGACGAGUCCAAAACGGCCCUCCUACAUCCCUCCCUAAACUCUCGCUAGAAACGCCAAAAGCCUCGCCCGAUAGCUUUGACAAGUUUGCCCUCUCUGAGGAACAGACAACGCCCGUCUCGCCCAUCCGAGCCAGACGGCCCAGCGAUGCCGGCCCCGCGCCCUCCAAGACCAACCGAGAGCUGACCAAGGAGAUUGAGAAGCUCAAGGAUGCACUCAUGACUUCCAACAUGCGUGUCGAGCUGCUCAAGAAAGACAACAGGGAGCUGCAGCACAGCCUGACGUCAGCCAAGGAAGAGAUAGAACGCCUCGCGCCUUUUGAAGACGAGAGCGACGAACUCCGCACUGAAAACGACAAGCUGCGGCUCAAAAUAGACAACAUGGACGAGGAAAUGGCACAUCUCAGGGAAACGGACCAAGAGCAGCGCAAGAUAAACGAGGAACUUACUGCCAUAGCAAGUGAAAGUGCUGCCCAUUUCUCGGCCCAGGAGUCUGCCAUUGACGAAGCGGCCGAGUGCAUCAUCAAGAUGGAGGAGGAGAAAGCCAUGCUGGCCAAAGAGAUCAGGGAGCUCAAGGCGCGAGUUGUGGCCAUUGAAACCUCCUCUACCGCCAGCACCCUGGUCGAUGGCCCUAUCAAAUGUCCGUCGCGCGUAUACAGCGUCGACGAGUCGCGGCCUUCUACUAGCCACUUUGAUUCGGAUUACUACAGCCAGCCUGAUUCACCCAAGGUCAAGCAAAGCAACGAAUCAUUCACGUCGUUUGCGCCGUCAGAACGCUCAAAGAAGUUUCUUGACUUGACCGAGCAGCGUAAAAAAUCGACCCGCGAAUUGGUUCAGCGCAUGUCAACCGUCUCCUUGAGAGCACUCUGUGAUACAUCGUCCCCAGCUCCCGAAGUACCUCCUGUUCCUACCAAGUACCAGCCGCAGCUUACUGCACCCAAAGAGGACGAUAGGUCUCAGACUCCACGCGAUUGGCGAGGUCUUCAGGCAGCUCCGCCGUCUUUGAUGCAGGCUCCAGAGGCCAGACCGGCGCGACCACACACAGUGGCACCACAUGCACAAGCGGAACCUAGUCCUGGUGGUCUGCGUGGCUUGUAUCGUCCUGAGAGACCUGGAAGAAGUCGCAAAACAGACUCAUCGUCGAACCUCAGCAACAGCCCUGCUGAUACCGGCAAGCUUGCCAGCCGUCCACACUCUACUGUGGAAACAACACGCCGUGCUCCUUUGGAUAGUAGCAGGUAUGCAAACAGAAACAGUUUCAGUGGCCGUAUAUCUCGUCACAUGUCGCGUCACCACCAUUUGGAGGCGGACUACCCAUCGGCACCCAUAUCAGCACCAUCAGACUGGGAGAUGGUAGCUUCAAACCCGUCGCCCCCCGUUUCCGUGGGAUCUGAAGGUGAUUCAACGUCAUUGGACCCACGAGCGGACAAGGAGAGAUGGUGGCGUAGCAUUGACCGUCUGACACACUCCCAGGUACGUUCCCUCCUCCCACCAGAAUUGGUUUCUGAACUGCAAUCUAACACGACAGCAGCCGCCCAAGACCAGCAACCGACGCAACUCGAUGCUGUCGACGAUCGGCUCGAAAAGGUGACAGUUGACCGAUGCCAAGUGUCUUCACCUGCAACCGAUUGUCGGCGUGCUGAUUCUUAUGGCCGGCGCCUUUUGACCACUUCUGCUCAGGGUGAAGAUGACCUUUGGAUCCAGUCUGUCGAGGCCGAGAAAGACCUGCCGAUGCAGUCUGUACAGGUCGAAAAAGAUCCUUCGAUCCGGAUGGGGAACCUUGUUUUGCCUCGGAAACGCCUUCCACGAAGGCCACUUACAUAA